CUAACAAAUCUCGCUGAUUCUUCUCCAAUAUUACAUGAAGAAGCAAUCAUUCUGGGCGUUGUAUCAAGUUAUAUUGGGUGUAAAACAUCCAUCAUCAAUCCUGCUAACAAUCUCGUAAACGAAACCCGACCUAUGGUAACCCAGAUCUAGAACCCUAUCUAUUAGCAUGUGUUCCAAAUGAUGGGAUUUCCAUACUACUAAUUAUAAGAACCAGUCAGCAAACCAUUAGGACGAUAAAUGGCCUGUCGCAGUUGUCCGCCCAGUAUCGGGACCGCCCGGUUAUCGAUUAUCGUUGGAAACAACAACAGUACUACUACUAGUCCAUAUCCUCCCGUAUCCUUUCUACAACCUCACUUCCGUCAUAGGCAACCACCACAAACUUACCACUAAAGCCAAUUGCUCCAGGCAACCAUGACACGCAUCGGCUGGUAUGGCCUAGGCUCCAUGGGCCUAGCCAUGGCCACCAACCUCCAAAAACACCUAGCGACAAAAAGUGCCCUGAAUCUAAUCUACUCCAACCGGACAAUGGCACGCGGCGAUGCCCUCAAGGCCCUAGGAGCCACCCCAGAGAACAGUUUCCCCAAACUAGUCAGCCAAUGCGGAAUCAUCUUCACCAUGGUCUCCAACGACGCCGUCCUCCAACAACUAAUCACAUCCGCCAUUGAAUCCGGACAUUCGCUCCGUGAUAAGAUCUUUGUCGAUUGCUCGACCGUCCACCCCGAAACGGUAAGCCGGACCGUUGCCAAAUUGAAAGAACAGCAAGCCUGUUUCUUGGCGGCGCCUGUUUUCGGCGGGAAUCCGAUCGCGGUGGAUGGGAAGCUUGUCUUUGCCAUUGCUGGGCCGAAGAAAGCUUCCGAGGUGGUGAAGCCGCUUAUUCAAGAUGUUAUGGGCCGGAAGGUUAUUGGUUGUGGGGAGGAUGCGACUAAGUCUUCGCUUUUGAAGAUUGCGGGUAAUAUCGUCACUGUUAAUAUGAUGGAAGCUGUUGGGGAAGCCCAGGUUUUCGCCGAACGCACUGGGUUAGGAACUGGCCCGAUGGAAGAGCUCAUCGGUGAGGCUUUUGGUGCUGUGGCUGGGGGUUAUUCUAAGAGAUUGACGACGGGUGCCUAUGCACCGCCGCUGGAUUGUCGGCCUGGGUUUGGGGUCUCUCUGGCUAUUAAGGAUGCGAAUCAUGCAUUUGCCAUGGCGAAGGAACAUGGUGUUGAACUUCCAGGCCUGAAGGUUGCACAUGAGAACAUGAUGGCCGCAAGAGAAUAUGCUGGUGAGUGUCUGGAUAGUAGCUCAAUGUAUGGCGUUCUGCGUCAGAAGGCGGGCAUGGCUUUCUGGAAUGAGAAGAGUAGGAAGAAGUGAAAAAGUGUAUAUAAGUGUAUUGAGUGUAUUGUUCACGAGAAUUUAUUAAUAUCUGCAACACCUCUAUUGUUAAGUUCCAGUCGGAUAUACCCAAUAUUCGUAACUUUGACUCAUCAGGUAGAUCCUGACCCCGAGCUUUGGAAAAUACGAAGCAGCCAAAGUCGAGGCGUCUAGAAGUUCUAUUGCUACGAUGCUAUAUUGCAAAGGUCAGUAUGCUUGUUAUCUUUCCAUACACUGUUUCGCCAGUAUGGUUCGGGCAAACCUCGGCCAAUUUCCCCGGCUAUUAUCCGGU
Messenger RNA from Aspergillus alliaceus, 1639 nucleotides. Its product is annotated as NAD(P)-dependent oxidoreductase. The coding region runs from base 412 to 1347 and encodes 311 amino acids. The transcript is spliced from 5 exons. The record is from RefSeq and is a predicted model, not a curated record. Lineage: Eukaryota; Fungi; Ascomycota; Eurotiomycetes; Eurotiales; Aspergillaceae. Gene Ontology annotation, molecular function: NADP binding; NAD binding; oxidoreductase activity, acting on the CH-OH group of donors, NAD or NADP as acceptor.